UUACGGUUAGUUGCACGUAGGGUGGCACUACCUGAGCUCGAUUGAAUGGAUUGGAGAAGCUAUAGAAAGGUUUCUGAGCGAGUGCCAUGCCUUCUUUCACGGCGUGCAACUUCAUUUACUUUCUAAAUCAUUUUCGUUUCCACAGCUGUAAGCAUGGGCGGCGCGCAAGCCCUCUCAGCCAACGAGAAAGGCGAUAACAGUGUCAAAUAUCAAAGGAUCCAAGUCCAGCCAGAAAACCCAUAUGCGGCCCUCAUACCAGACCAAACCAUCGCAGUUAUCCCUCACGUUAUCCUCGAAUCAGGCGCCACCUUGAAAAAUGUUCCAAUUGCGUACAAGACCUACGGAAAGCUCUCACCAGAGGCAGACAAUGCUAUGGUCAUAUGUCAUGCCUUGACAGGCAGCGCUGAUGUUGGCGAUUGGUGGGGACCUCUUCUUGGGGGCCCUGGAAAAGCCUUUGAUACUUCGAGGUUUUUCGUGGUGUGCCUCAACAGUUUGGGCAGUCCAUACGGAAGCGCCAGCCCUGUCACAAGUCGGGAUGGGGACGUCGCGAAAGGACUUUACGGUCCUGACUUUCCUCUGACGACUGUCCGAGACGAUGUAAACAUAUUCCGACUUAUUCUCGAUGAUCUUGGAGUGAAGCAGGUAGCUGCAGUGAUAGGCGGUUCCAUGGGAGGUAUGCUUGUGCUCGAGUUCGCAUUUUUUGGCAAAGAGUACGUAAAGACCAUAAUACCGAUCGCGACGUCAGCAAGGUAUAGCGCCUGGGGUAUCAGCUGGGGUGAAGCACAGAGACAAAGUAUCUACAGUGAUCCAAAGUAUGAUGAUGGUUAUUAUACUUUUGAGAACCCUCCCUCUACAGGUCUUGGUGCAGCAAGAAUGUCAGCUCUUUUGACAUACCGCAGUCGUGACUCUUUUGAAUCGAGGUUCGGCCGUAACACGCCGGACCCUACCAGGAGUCAAAACAUUAACGGACAGUCGCGCCCCUUGACACCUGGCGGAGAGCACUUUGCCAUACACAAUGAUGGUCAUAAGUAUGCAGGGUCACCGCGCGGCUCUAGAACAAACAGUUCCGCCAGCAUUCAGAAUCAACCUUCCCAAGGGGCAACAAACAGCGAUUUGGAGUUUUCUUCAAGGCACCAAAAGCAGCAAGCUUCACAAUCCACGCCGGCACGGACAUACUUCUCUGCCCAGUCGUAUCUGAGAUACCAAGGUGAGAAGUUCAUCAAGCGAUUCGAUGCGAACUGUUAUAUUGCAAUAACACGCAAGCUGGACACACACGACAUAUCGAGAAACCGCACGAUAUCGUCGGGGGACUGUGAGUCCGACCCAGUGCAGGGUCUUCGCUCCGCUCUAGCACUCAUACAGCAACCAUGCCUGGUCUUGGGCAUUGAAUCCGAUGGCCUCUUCACGUUCGCAGAGCAACAGGAGCUAGCGGCAUGUAUUCCAAACGCUUCUCUCAAGACGAUAGAAAGUCCUGACGGACAUGAUGCGUUUCUUCUCGAGUUUGAGCAGGUGAACAAGCAUCUACUUUCUUUCUUGAACGAAACAAUACCGGCGAUUAUGCAGAGAACACCAGUAGAGGAUACCACAGGAGCUCAAACCAAUGGAGAGUUCAAUAUUACAAAAAGCAGUACUUUCGGCGAAGCUGAAACAGACGAUAUAACAGCCUGGUGAUGAGAACAAAGAUUCUGGGCCAUUCAAAGCCCUCCACUCUUGGGUCUUGCGAUCUUUGCAUCAUAGCACCACUGUUAGGGACUUGUUUCCGAUACCAAUACAAUUUGAGGGUCCACAUUCGGA
Messenger RNA from Pseudovirgaria hyperparasitica, 1794 nucleotides. RefSeq names its product homoserine O-acetyltransferase. NCBI's taxonomy places the organism in Eukaryota, Fungi, Ascomycota, Dothideomycetes, Acrospermales, Acrospermaceae. Gene Ontology annotation, biological process: L-homoserine metabolic process. The coding region runs from base 154 to 1671 and encodes 505 amino acids. Gene Ontology annotation, molecular function: homoserine O-acetyltransferase activity. The transcript is spliced from 5 exons. The record is from RefSeq and is a predicted model, not a curated record.